AGGGAGGAGCAUCCCGACUCAUAGCGUACACAACACACAGGGUGAAGGGGACGGUGAGACGAAACAAGAAGGCGACCAGAUGAUAUAGGUUACAUGACGUUUCCCAGCCAUGUCUGCCUUUCUUAUUGGGAUUUUAACCAUUUUGUUGUCUCUCUUUCUCUUUUGUUUGUUUCUUGAGCCCAGGAAAAGGCGUCCCGGUGAGCCUCCGUUAGAAGCAGGCUGGAUCCCGUUUCUUGGGGUCGCAUUAGAUUACGGCAGAAACCCAUUGGCUUUUCUACGGGAGACACAGAAGAAGUGUGGGGAUGUGUUUACAUGUAAAAUCGCUGGGAAGUAUUUCACAUUUAUUACGGAUCCGUUUUCUUUCCCGGCCGUUGUUCGACAAGGGAAAAACUUGGAUUUCAUGAAGUUUGCCAUCGGCUUCUCCCAGCGGGUCUUUGGUCAUGCUGACUUUACAGCACCUGCAUAUACAAGCAGUUACAGAGAAGUCCACUCCUUAUUUCGUCAAACACUGCAGGGACCAUCACUCACACAGUUGACUGAGAGCAUUUUGGGUAACUUGCAGGCUGUGUUGAGACAAAACCUACCCAAGGGUGAAGACUGGGAGGAGGAGGGGCUCCAGGAUUUCUCUUAUCGUAUCAUGUUUGAGGCAGGAUUCCUAACUCUCUUUGGGCAAGAGGUGGGCAUGUUGGAGAAAGGAGAUAACAGACCAGCCCAUGCUGAUCUAUGCAUGCACCAGGUGGCCAAUGACUUCUUGGUUUUUGACCGUGCCUUCCCCAAAUUGGCAGCGGGGCUGCCCAUCCACCUGUGUGUACGUGCUUGGCUAGCACGCGAGGCCCUGGCUGAGAAAUUCCACCAUGUUCGGCUGCAACGCCACCAAAGCAUUUCUGCCCUCAUCAAGCGCAGGAUGGAUGCCUUUGAUCGCAUGCGGCUGGAUGAGCGUGGCAAGGCACGCACCCAUGUGUGCAUGCUCUGGGCUUCGCAGGCCAAUACUCUCCCCACUGCCUUCUGGAGUCUCUACUACAUGCUCAGUUCUCCAGAAGCUCUUAGAGAAGCUCGUGCAGAGGUGGACCUUGUGCUGGAGCAGUCAGGUGAUCCAGAGCAACCAAUCAGUAUCUCAAAGGAACAGCUGGACUCAAUGGUGAUUUUAGGAAGUAUCAUAGAGGAAGCUCUGAGAUUAUCCAGUGCCUCCAUAAUGAUUCGUGUUGCUAAUGAGGAUUCCACCAUCACUCUGGACUCGGGACAAACUGCUGCCAUCCGAAAAGGAGAUUACAUCGCCUUGUACCCUCAGCUUAUACAUAUGGACCCAGAAAUAUAUCCCAAUCCUACGGAGUUCCAGUUUGAUCGCUUCCUGGACAAUGAAAGGCAGAGGAAGAGCCUUUUCUAUAAGAAUGGCCGCAGGCUAAAGAAUUUCUUGGUGCCCUUUGGCUCAGGGGCAAGCGAAUGUCCUGGGAGGUUCUUUGCAGUAUGUGAAAUCAAGAUAUUCCUAGCGCUGGUGCUGUGGCACUACGAUCUGGAGCUUGGACACUCAAAUGCUCCACUGACCACAGACUGUACGCGCGCAGGACUAGGCAUCCUGCCGCCCACACAAGACGUCCUUCUCCGCUACAGAGUCAAGCCCAGGGCCAGCACGUCCGACACAUGCAAAGAGGAGCAGCAAGGGGAAGGGGAUAGUAAUGGGACAGUUGAAAUGACAGAGUAGCACUAAGAGGUAUAGUAAGUAUAAAUACUCUUUUGAUCCCGUGAGGGAAAUAUACUGAGAGAAAGACAGCAGAGAGGAAAAAGAGAUACUUGUGUAAUGAAGAGUAUCAUGUAAAGUGUGCAGUAAGAAAAGUGGGAAGCGUUGGAGAAUAUUGAAAUUAAAAUGAGAAAAUUAGGCAAAGCUUUCUUAAUGCAGCAGCUGAUAUUGUUAUACUUUUUUUGGCAUAUUUCUGUCAUUGGUCCUGUUUUGGGAUUUCUGUCUUGUUUUGUACACACUUGUGGCACAUUGUGGCAAUUACUCCAUGGAAGUGUUGAAUGCUAGAGUAAUAACGGAUGAAUUCCCAGAGCCUGGUUCUGUGAUUGUGAAGUAACAGAAGUAUUAUAAGCAACAGAAGUAUUAUAAAUUUAAUAGUGUUUCUGUCAUACAGGAUUCAGUUUAGAUGAGAAAUGUAUAAAAUUGUAUACAGUAUGUGUUGAAUUCUUGUUCAUGUGGUGCAAGAAGAUAGAUGUAGUUUAAGCGUAGCCUAAAUGUUCGAGGGACCAACCAUGAAAAAUAUGAGGGUGGAGGAGACAAAUAUCAGCAUUAGCAUUUCAUAUUUUAAAAUAAUCAACAAUGAUGGUUAAAACAUUUCUGGGUGAGUUUAUGCUAGGAAAUGCACAAGUCAGUACUGGCUUGAGACUAAUGUUGUGUCGCUUCAGCUUUUAUUUGUGUGCAUUGUGUGUUCAACUAUGGAAAACAUGUAGGCCUGCUGCCUGCAGAGAAUAAAAGCAUGUAGGCUAUUUUUAA
This is a messenger RNA of Alosa alosa (allis shad), 2485 nucleotides long. Its product is annotated as cytochrome P450 7A1. Gene Ontology annotation, biological process: bile acid biosynthetic process; cholesterol homeostasis. The record is from RefSeq and is a predicted model, not a curated record. The coding region runs from base 110 to 1699 and encodes 529 amino acids. Gene Ontology annotation, molecular function: iron ion binding; heme binding; oxidoreductase activity, acting on paired donors, with incorporation or reduction of molecular oxygen. The transcript has 6 exons. Lineage: Eukaryota; Metazoa; Chordata; Actinopteri; Clupeiformes; Clupeidae.